UCACACGUAGCUUGUCCAGGAAGGUUGAGCUUAUUUCAAUGCACGUAGCUCGUCCGCUACCCGUUUCUCAUGUUGACCACAUCUCAGUGGUGAUAUUAUGGUUAUUCUUGGUGCUGACGGUCGCCAAUCACUCCGAAUGGCAGUCACUUUCUUUUUGAAGACUAGCAUCAUUUUAGUAUUUCUAAGCCAAAGGACAGAGGCCACUCGGCUGUACACUGAGGAAGAUCCGGUGGUGAUUCUGACCAGUUCUACACUAAAACAGACCGUCCAGAACUCGUCCACCGCCUGGCUAGUCCAGUUUUAUUCAUCAUGGUGCGGACACUGUAUCCAGUACUCGCCCACAUGGAAAGCACUGGCUGGGGACGUGCAAGACUGGGAGCUGGCCGUCAGGAUUGGUGUUCUGGACUGCGCUCACGAAGACAACUUUGACGUCUGCAAGGAGUUUGGCAUCCACUUCUACCCCACCUUCAGAUACUUCAAAGCACACAGCCUCGCGCAGGACUUUGGAAAGACCUACAGAGGGGCUGACCGGGAGCUGCAGACGGUACGUCAUCUGAUGGUGAACGUCCUCCAGAACCACACCAAGCUGGACCGGCCCGACCGUUGCCCUCCUCUGGACCCAGUCAGCUCGGCGGACAUCUUGCCUCUGCUGGGUCAGAAGUCAGACCGGUACACAGCCGUCAUUGUAGAGAACCAGGACUCCUAUGUUGGAAGAGAGGUGAUUCUGGACCUGAUGCCGUACCAGGGUGUGACUGUGCAGAGAGCGCUGAGCUCAGACAGUAAGCUGGUGGAGAGACUGAGUCUGGACUCCUUCCCCUCCGCCUACCUCCUCCACCCUAACGGCACACACACUCUCCUGGAUGUACGGAAAAGGCUGCGGUUCUUCUUCUCCUCCUUCCUGAGGCUGUUGCCGGGAGUCCUGAGGCAGAGCAGCACCCUCCAGGGCCAGGGCCUGGUACUGCAGGGGGCUGGAGGCCAGGACACAGACCAGAAAUGGAGAGACUUUGACAACUCCAAGGUGUACAUGGCCGACCUGGAGUCAGGCCUCCACUACCUGCUGAGAGUGGAGCUAGCUACCCACCUCACCCUGGAGGGGGAAGAGCUAAGCACCUUCAAAGACUUUGUCACUGUGGUCGCCAAGCUGUUUCCCGGGCGCCAGUGUGUGGUGAAGCUGUUGGAGACCCUACUGGAGUGGCUGGUCAGUCUGCCUCUGGAGAAGAUCCCCUACGACGCCAUCCUGGACCUGGUCAACAACAAGAUGAGGAUCUCGGGGCUGUUCCUGGGGGAGCAGCUGCAGUGGGUGGGCUGCCAGGGCAGCCGGGCGGGGCUGCGGGGUUACCCAUGCUCCCUCUGGACUCUGUUCCAUGUGCUCACCGUGCAGGCAGCAUCACGGCCCGACGCCCUCGCCAACACUGGCCUGGAGGAGAACCCCAGAGCGGUGCUCCAGACCAUGAGGAGGUACAUCGUCCGGUUCUUCGGCUGCCAGGAGUGCGGCCAGCACUUUGACCACAUGGCCAAGGAGUCCCUGGACCAGGUGCAGACUGGAGACCAGGCUGUGCUGUGGCUCUGGAGCAAGCACAACCUGGUGAACAACAGACUGGCAGGUUCGAUGAGUGAAGACCCCCAGUUCCCCAAGACCCCGUGGCCCAGCCCCGCGCUGUGUCCGUCCUGCCACGAGGAGCGCAGUGGCCUACACGUGUGGAGCGAGGAGCAGGUCCUAGCCUUCCUCAAACGCCACUACGGCCCCGACAACAUCUCCCCCCAGUACACCGUCAGCGCCCAGCGCCCCCGAGAACCCCGCCCCGACCCCCACCCUGACCCCCAUCUCGACCCCGACCCUGCCCAGGACGCUGACCAACCCCCCGAGCCGGUCCAGGAGAAGGCCCAUCAGGAGAAGACCCCAGCCCCGCAGGCCUCCUUAUCCCAGGCCCAGGCCCGGGGCGGUGGAGGUGGGGCUGGCGCGGAGCGGGUGGAGGCAGGGUCUGGGGGCGGGGGGAUCCUCAGCCUGGGGUUCUCCAGCGUGGACAUGAGUCUGUGCGUGCUGCUCUACGCCUGCUCCUGCGUCUUCCUCAUGCUCAUGUUCUUCUUCUUCCGCGUGCGCUCCAAACGCUGGAAGGUGCGCUACAACCGUCCCCAUGUGUAGCAGCGCCCCCACCCUCCUCUGGACGUUGAGGUGGAGAGCAGGGCUGGUCAGUGUCUGCUGGAGCCAGCUGACCUACAGGGAACGUGGACUCGGUCUCUCCCCCUUUUUCACCAAGACGGUUUAAUCACGUUUAUUUAUUUGUUUUUAUGUCGAUAAUGUUGUUGAUAUUUACUGUGAACUAUCCUUCAUCUUGACGUAUUGUUUGCCAAUUGAGAAACAGGAAGUGAUGUCAUGGAACACCGGAAGGAAGCAGAGGAAACUGUCUGGAGCAAAGUGAUAACAAAAAUAUUCCAUCACGAGAACGGCUGUGGAGUGGAAUCUGUGUUUUUAAUUUAUUUUUUGAACUGAGGUACAAUGUUUGUAUUGGGCUACCUGAUUAGAGUAGGCCCUUCUGGUAAGAGAAAGGAUAAUCCUCCGGAGCCUUUAAAUGUCAACUUCAACUAGUUUCCACACAGUCCAGUCCACCCAUGGUCCUGAAACAGAAACUCAGUUGAUGGCUAAGUUCAAUAACCGUCACGUAGAAGUCGACCGCCACAAACAUGUAUUCACAUUGAGACCUUCACGUUUUGUAUGUACUGUGUAUAUUGCAGGCUGUCACUGGUGGGAAGCACACAUGUCCAGUGCUGUGGUUUGAUAAUCCAAACAUCUCAGUUCUGAGUAAUGUCCUUAAUGGUAUUUCAGUUUCUUUGGAACUUCAAACUUUUGUAAUGCAUUAUUGUAUUGAUAUCGUGUGGAUAACUCUUAACCUGCCUACUUGAAGAAAAAUGCCUGGAUCCAGAUGUGUUGUGUGUUAGGAGAUCUGAGUCAGACAUUUUCCGUCCCCGCCGAACUGCUCUCUGCCUGAGGUCUGGAGCUCAGGAUCGUCUUUGUAACGUCGCCUCUCCAGGUCUGCUGCGACUGGAAGUUAUCCAGCCUGUAUAUAUGUGAAUAUCACGUGUGAUGAUUCCGUCGGGUAUUUUUCAGCGGCUGGUUUUGUAACGCAAAGUGACGGGGACAGGAUGAGAAUGUCUGUUCUCAUCACCUCGACGGUUCUGUUGAAGAGGUGAUAGACACGCCGCACAAACGUUUUUGGCACAUGUUCCCCCCCCGCGCAGAGCUACGGAUCUACUGAUGGUGAAAUUAAGUUGGAGCGUGUUAUGGUUUUUAUUCCUCCACUGAUUUUCAUGUGAUGACCUCCAAGUGCUUUGUUAAACCCCCCGGCUCAAAGUGGUGGUGUGAUGACAGAGUGUGUGAGUGUUGUGUCGUUUGCGUAAGAAAGACUUCAGGUUCUGUCUGCUGUGUCCUGCUAAAUGAACCAUGCGCUCUCGCUCUCUCUCUCUCCAGCUCUUUUCAGAUGUAUUUUCAUGCUGGAUUAAAUAUUUUAAACGUU
Osmerus eperlanus (European smelt) is the source of this 3512-nucleotide messenger RNA. It is a transcript of the gene qsox2, whose product is annotated as quiescin Q6 sulfhydryl oxidase 2. The coding region runs from base 98 to 2143 and encodes 681 amino acids. Gene Ontology annotation, cellular component: Golgi membrane. Gene Ontology annotation, molecular function: protein disulfide isomerase activity; flavin-dependent sulfhydryl oxidase activity. NCBI's taxonomy places the organism in Eukaryota, Metazoa, Chordata, Actinopteri, Osmeriformes, Osmeridae. The transcript has 12 exons. Gene Ontology annotation, biological process: protein folding. The record is from RefSeq and is a predicted model, not a curated record.